This is a messenger RNA of Hyaloscypha bicolor E, 1510 nucleotides long. RefSeq lists its product as uncharacterized. Lineage: Eukaryota; Fungi; Ascomycota; Leotiomycetes; Helotiales; Hyaloscyphaceae. The transcript has 2 exons. The record is from RefSeq and is a predicted model, not a curated record. Bases 104 to 1306 code for a protein of 400 amino acids.
UUACAGGAUAAAAAUUCCCUCGAAAGCACAUCUCCCUCCAGCCGCUGCCGCGUAUGUAAUCUUACCUAUGCCAUCAGCGUUCCAUACCUUCAAAUUGGUUCCAAUGGCACCCACGAUUACUCGACAGCCGGCACCCAUCCUUCCCCCUUCAACUCCCUCGAACAGCGCACGAACUCUGGCUCAGCAGACACCAAGCAGUCAACAGCACGAUACCGCCAACUCCACACCGACCACCGAAGCGCGUAUGAAUCCUCCACCUGUUCCCCGGUCUCUCAUGACACCGGCGCGCGAGAUGCGUGAAAGCUCAGUGCUUUCGUCUGCGGGCAACAGCGCGCGCAAACCGCGCCAGAACCUCGAUGAACGCGAUCAUAUCCUCAUGGUCAAGCACUGCUACGAGCAACGGGACAAUUUCAAAGAGGGCACCAAAGCGCAGUUCUGGUCAGGCGUGAAUGCUGCUUUCCAGGCAGACACGGGCAAGAUCUUAGCGCAGAUGAGCGCCACGGUUGGACGGUUAGUAGAGACAAGGCGAAGACAAAUAGCAGAUUGGGAGAAUGGAGUCAUUCCUCAAAAGCCAGGUGGCGAGCUGAAUGAGAGGAUCGAUGAAUGGAUCGAGUUCUUGCGGACCGAGGAUGGAGAAGCAGAGGCUGAGAGGAUGCGACAAGUUGAGGCCAGGAGAAAGGUCGAGGAGGCUAGGAAAGAAGCUAGGAGACAAGCAAUUGCUGCAGAAACUCAGAUGGCCGCUCAAAAUCCUCCUCCACAGCAAAGACUAUACCCUGGUCCGCAACCCCCGCCACCGCAGGAAGUUCAGCAAGGACAGGCACCAACAGCACCCCAGCAACUGCAGCACCCAUAUCAGCAAUCCCCAGGGGGCGAAAUGGUUGUUGCCCAAGAAGAACAGGAUAUGAAUGGUUAUCGACCAAACAAGAGGAGACGUCAUAAUGAGAGAGCGCUCACGCGGGAGUUACAACAGCAGAUUGAGCAACAACAAUGGGCCGCACAACAAUACGCACUAGAACACCCACCAGAGCCUCCAAGGCGAGUUGUAGUUGAAGGACAACUGACGAAAGAAGACUGGCGUGAGAUUAUGGGCAACGAUGCACGACUACGGACAUUAGAGACGAAAGUUGAGAAGAUUGAGUUGAUCGUUUCGCAGAACAACAAGCUUCUGCUACAACUGGUUGCGAACCAGAGCAAGGACAGAGAUCGAAAUGUAGAGGAGGAAAGAGUGCCGGUUCAUCUUGACGCUGAGUUUGAGCGGGAUUACCUGUCUGGGCGCUACUCGAAGACGCCAUUACCUAUUCCUUGAUUCAGCAAUGUCCCCGAAAAGUUUGCAGCAGGUUCAGAAAAGAGUGAGAGUCAGCUUUGCGAAAAAACGAAGAGUUUCACAAAUCCCGAAUCGGAACCCGGAUGACAUUUUGGCGUCGUGCCGUGUUCCACGGCUAUCCUUCUCUUCGAACUUGAGCCGCCUUGCACAUACUAAUUUGCGUCCGCCCUUCGCUUCAUAUUCGUU